Molecule: messenger RNA, 537 nt
Organism: Aspergillus chevalieri
Lineage: Eukaryota; Fungi; Ascomycota; Eurotiomycetes; Eurotiales; Aspergillaceae
Gene: LSM1
Product: U6 snRNA-associated Sm-like protein LSm1
Exons: 4
Coding region: 1-537 (178 amino acids)
Biological process (GO): deadenylation-dependent decapping of nuclear-transcribed mRNA
Cellular component (GO): P-body; Lsm1-7-Pat1 complex
Molecular function (GO): RNA cap binding
Source: RefSeq, a predicted model, not a curated record
AUGGAGCGCCUCUCGAUCCACGACCCCCCGCCUGCCGCCACGCAACAGUCGCAACAACAACCACCCCAACAGCAACAACAAAAUCUCGGAUCAGCCUCGAUGGUUACACAAGGACCGCCUCAAUUACCGCCGCAGAUGUUUACGACUGCUGCUCAGUUGCUGGAUUUGACGGAUAAGAAGCUGGUUUUGGUCCUUCGUGAUGGGAGAAAAUUGGUUGGGGUGUUGAGGAGUUGGGAUCAGUUUGCGAACCUCGUGCUUCAAGAUACCGUCGAACGAAUCUACGCCGGGGGCCUUUAUGCCGAUAUUCCCCGGGGGAUCUUCAUUGUUCGGGGAGAGAAUGUCUUGUUGCUUGGGGAAAUUGAUCUAGAUAGGGAAGACGAUGUCCCCCCGAAUAUCCAACAAGCGCCAUUCGAAGAAGUCUAUGCAUUGAAGAAAAAGGAGGACUCGGAACGGCAGACCAGCGACAAGAAACGACAUGGCAAUUUACAAAAACUGGGAUUCGAAGCUGAACAUAGUGGGGAGACUCUUCUGUUUUAG